AUGGGUGUGGGCAGCGGCGCUUUGGCGCUGGCGCUGCUGUAUGAAGCUCCGCAGUUGCGCGCUGCGGGCGCGGACAUAAGCGCCGGUGCUGUGCGGCAAGCGCAGAAAAAUGCCGAAGCUGCGGGGGUGGCCGCGCGUUUCACCGCGCUGAAAAGCGAUUGGUUCGGCGCGGUGCGCGGAAAGUUUGAUUUUAUCAUUUCCAACCCGCCUUAUAUUCCGCGCGCCGAGAUAGAAAAACUGGCGGCGGAAGUGCGGCUUUACGACCCUAAGCGCGCUUUAGACGGCGGCCUUGACGGGCUGGAUUUUUAUCGCGCAAUGGUUUUGGGCGCGCCCGCGCAUUUAAAGCGCGGCGGCAAGGUUGCGGUGGAAAUCGGCUAUAAUCAAAAAGCUGAUGUG
Messenger RNA from Wasmannia auropunctata (little fire ant), 396 nucleotides. Its product is annotated as hemK methyltransferase family member 1-like. NCBI's taxonomy places the organism in Eukaryota, Metazoa, Arthropoda, Insecta, Hymenoptera, Formicidae. The transcript has a single exon. The record is from RefSeq and is a predicted model, not a curated record. The annotation marks the transcript as partial. Gene Ontology annotation, molecular function: nucleic acid binding; protein-glutamine N-methyltransferase activity. Gene Ontology annotation, biological process: peptidyl-glutamine methylation.